Molecule: messenger RNA, 586 nt
Organism: Cuscuta europaea
Lineage: Eukaryota; Viridiplantae; Streptophyta; Magnoliopsida; Solanales; Convolvulaceae
Source: the annotation of a GenBank genome assembly
UUUCAGAAUGGUGACUUACUCUUACCAGACAGGUGUCUGGGCCGCCGCCGAAGCGACAGUGAUCGCCUCCACAGGAGAAUACAUUCCUAUCGCCACAUCUAUGUUCAUUAAGUCUUCCAUGCUUCGAUUUCUUCCACAGUGCUCCUCUCCCUUGAGCUUCCUUCGAGCCCUUCAAAAACGAAUCAGCCACUAUAACAACCUUUUCAACCGUAACCACUUCAUUAUUAGACAUACACCUAUUUUGAACUUGCCAGAUACUCCAGCAACCCCAGAAACAUUUGCAACAAUCCACCUUUCGUUUCCCAAACCCCCACGGCCAGCAGGCAUGAAAUAAACAGACGGGGAAUUGACUUCAUUCCAACCUGACACUUGGAAGAUUUCUGGUAUACAACUGCCAAAAUAGAGUCUUCACCUUGGGUCCACUCCACUCAAGUAUUCAGAGUAAUCUAUAAUAGCUUCUCCUCCCAUGCCCAUAUAAUUUUGUCCUCCGACUUAUAGGAUUGAUGUGAUAAAAGUCUAUACCAAUGUGCUGGAAAAAUAUGGCAACGUCUAAAAUAAAAAGAGAUCUUUGUGCUUCCAUCAUCGG